Molecule: messenger RNA, 865 nt
Organism: Stomoxys calcitrans (stable fly)
Lineage: Eukaryota; Metazoa; Arthropoda; Insecta; Diptera; Muscidae
Product: cuticle protein 16.5
Exons: 2
Coding region: 50-865 (271 amino acids)
Biological process (GO): positive regulation of transcription by RNA polymerase II
Cellular component (GO): RNA polymerase II transcription regulator complex
Molecular function (GO): transcription coactivator activity
Source: RefSeq, a predicted model, not a curated record
UCCAACUGUAAACUAUCAGCCCAUCCCAAGUUUUAUCCAAAGACUAAAAAUGAAAUUCUUCAUUGCUUUUGCUCUUUUGGCCGUAGCUGCCGCCGAUGUCAGCCAUCUGUCCAAGAAAUACUUGCCAGCCACCCAAAACAGUGUGGAAACCAGCUAUACUUCCUCAGCUUCGGCUCCAGCUCCUGCCCCAGUAGCCCAAUCAGCCCCCGCAGCUGCCCCAGCUCCCGCUCCAGCUCAAGUUCAAACUCCAGCUGCCACCUAUGGUGCCCCUGUUGUGCAACAAAGCUAUUCGGCCCCCGCUGUUCAACAGACCUACAGUGCUCCUGCUACCUUCCAACAGGAAUACAGUGCUCCCGUUGCAGCUCCAAUCAGUGAAUACUUGCCCCCUGUCCAACAGACCUUCUCUGCUCCCGCUGUGCACCAGUCAUUCUCUACCCCAGCUUUCCAACAAUCUUUUGCUGCUCCAGCUGUUAGCUAUGCUGCCCCAGCUGUUAGCUAUAGCGCUCCCGCUGUCAGCUACUCGGCUCCAGCUGUCCAACAAACGUUUGCCCCUGCUCCCUCAGUUAGCUAUUCCGCUCCAGCUUUCCAACAAUCCUUUGCCGCUCCUGCUGUAAGCUACUCUGCCCCAGCCGUUCAACAAACUUACUCCGCUCCCAGCUUCCAAAGCUCAUUCGCUGCCCCAUCUGUUCAGACCUCCUUCUCUGCACCAGCUUUCCAAACCUCAUAUGCUGCUCCAGCUGUGCAAACCUCCUACUCCGCCCCAUCAUUCCAACCAUCCUUCACCGCCCCAGCUGUCAGCGUCUCCAGUGGCAACUUGGGUACUCAGUACGCUGCCAACGGCGGUUAUGUUUACAAGAAGAAGUAG